Molecule: messenger RNA, 3995 nt
Organism: Gasterosteus aculeatus aculeatus (three-spined stickleback)
Lineage: Eukaryota; Metazoa; Chordata; Actinopteri; Perciformes; Gasterosteidae
Gene: dtnba
Product: dystrobrevin, beta a
Biological process (GO): synaptic signaling
Cellular component (GO): plasma membrane; synapse
Molecular function (GO): zinc ion binding
Source: RefSeq, a predicted model, not a curated record
UCAAAAAAUAGGACCCUUCAUCGCAGCAGCGACGGGGACGGAGGGGGCGAAACAUGGGUGGUGCACGGAAAUAAAUAACGGGACCGGGCCGACGUCAUUUAGACCCGAAAGGAGCCGCGGCGCGCGGAGAGGAGGAGACGAAGUGGGUCAUUCAAAGGGGGAAAUAACAGCGUUUGAGUCGGUGCAACACGUUGACACCGUUGAUGACGGUUCGUUUGGACGCGAAUACCUGCCCGGAAAAUAGUCCCCGACGUCCCUCAUUGAGGAUCCUCCGUUCCCGUGUGACCCUCCUGACGCAGAGAGGAUGGUGAUGGAGGAGGGGGGGCUGAGAGACAGAGGGAGGGGGACUCCAGCGACGGUUGACUCAGAGCCGAGACAAAUCCUGGUAGAGCUUGGGGAGCAGAACCUGGAUGCCAUUUGUCUUUCCACAUACCGAACAGCCUGCAAGCUCAGAUUCAUCCAGAAGAGAUGCAACUUGCAUCUGAUCGAUAUAUACAAUGUGAUCGAGGCGGUGCGGGACGCCGGACUGAACGCCGUGGAGCUCCACGCCGGCAUCUCCGUGACCCGACUGGAGAACCUGGUUUCCUCCCUUUUCAACCAGCUCAGCAAGCGCCUGCCCACCACGCACACCAUCGACCCGCGGGAGAGUGCCAUCCUGCUGGUCGAAUUCCUGCUGGCCGCCGUGGACAGUGAGCCUGACAGCCGUCUGACGGUGCUCUCCGUGAAGGCGAUGCUGGCCACCCUGUGCGGAGGGAAACUGCUGGAUAAACUCCGCUAUGUGUUUUCUCAGGUAUCUGACUCCAGCGGAGUGCUGGUUCAGUCCAAAUUCGACAGUUUUCUGAGGGAGGCUCUGAAGCUGCCCAGCGCUGUACACGAAGGACCGUCCUUCGGCUACACACACACCUCAGCACGCUCAUGCUUCCACCAACAGAAGAGGGUGAUGCUCAACAUGUUCCUGGACAUUGUAGCUGACCCUCCUCAGUGUCUUGUCUGGCUGCCUCUCAUGCACCGCAUGGCCAACGUGGAGCAUGUCUACCACCCCGUGUCAUGCUCUUACUGUCGUGGCAAUGCCAUGACGGGCUUCCGGUAUCGCUGCCUCCGUUGCCGUGGUUAUCAGCUCUGCCAGAACUGCUUUUGGCGCGGCAAUGCCAGUGGCUCUCACAGCAACCAGCAUCAGAUGAAGGAGCACUCGUCCUGGAAGUCGUCGGCGUCAAAGCUUGGCCGAGCCCUGAGCAGGACUCUGGGCUGCGUCUCAUCCAGAGAGCCCCCUCAUCCUAUUUACCCAGAGGAACCGGAGAGGACCCUCAACCUCUCCAACCUGGUCCCCGCUCGCCCGGUUGGAAACACAAGUGACGCCAUGUUGCUGUCCACUUCAGUGCCUGAGUCCUCCAAAAGUUUGGCCGCCGCUCGGCGCAUGAACGAGGAGCACGCUCUGAUCGCGGCGUACGUGAAUCGCCUGCAGAGUGGCCCGCACAGCGUGGACAGUCCACGCAGAGAAGACGAGGAGCACAAGCUGAUCGCCCGCUACACCUCCCGCCUGGCCGAGACCGACGGCCACGGAGUGAUACCAAACCGGAGCAUCAACUUUGAUGUGAACAAACAGAAGAGGGAGCUCAUCGCUCAGCUCGAGUGCAAAAACAGGGAGAUCUUGGCAGAGAUCAAGCGUCUCCGGGUGGAGCAUGACGCGGCGUGCCAGGCAACAACCAACCCGACUCUGCUGGCCGAGCUGCGGCUGCUCAGACAAAGGAAAGAUGAGCUGGAGCAGAGGAUGUCGUCUCUGCAGCAGAGCAGAAGGGAGCUGAUGGUUCAGCUCGAGGGACUGAUGAAGCUGCUCAAGGAUGAGGAACAGCGACAGGCAGCGCAGGCGGCUGGCUCCUCCCACGCCUCUCCUUCUAGGCCGAGCCCGUCAAGCGUCCGCUCCGUGGGCGCUGCGUCUCCUCCGGCUCACAUGUACCCUCCUCAGGAUUCCCUCGCCGGGGUUGGCGGUGACGUACAGGAAGCAUUCGCCCAAGGCCCAAGAAGGAACCUGAGGAACGACCUUCUGGUAGCAGCUGACUCCAUCACCAACACUGUGUCCUCACUGGUCAAAGAGCUCCACUCUGAUGAGGCUCGGGAGGAGGAGGAGAGAUUGCUGAACGGGAAGGACAGAGCAGGUUAGCGUGCUGAUCAGAGGACAGACAAACACAGCGGACGGAUGUUUCAUCUCGGGCCAAAGAAGAAUGACUCUGCUGAGAUUGAAAUGUAUCGUCUUGUAAUUAUCGCUAUCUAACGGGGAUUAGAGCUCCAGUGCUGGUCAACCAAUCACGAUGCUGGACACCAAACGGCCGCUGGGUCCCUACGUACAGCUGUGAUUCUGUGUGUCUUGUCACUGUGGUUUGACUUUUGUAUUGAUUUGAACAUGCAUAGCUUAACGAAAAUCAGAAGCCUACUGACUUGUACUGUAACGUGUGUGUGUGUUUGUGUGGGUGUGUUUUCUGAGGGUUGAGUAAGUUACACCAGGAAGGGACAGAAAGGUGUGUUCAGGUGGUUUUUGAACGUUUAACAAGUGUAAGAACACUUCAGGAUGGAAAUACAGGAUGUACAUAGUAUGGUGGAGAGGAAAACUGGGCCGAACACAUGGGAAAGUCAAAACGAGGAGAACUGAGUUGAAAUGUUUUAGUUUUUCGGCACUGUGUGCUUAGUAUUUAUUGCUUUUGAUUUGAUUUUUCGACAUCUACUCAUUCAGUUUGAGUGUCCAUGUGUACGCGAUGGUGGUCCAGGCCUGCUGAGACCACAAGCUUUAAUGGGCCGUUUGCUGCUGUACCGAACGCAGCCCAGUGCGUCUGAAACCUGGAGGAGAUUAGUGCACGGACGCUGGAGUGAGAGCAGCUCGCAUUGUCCGGGCCUCGCUGUGUAUCUCGGUACUGCAGAGGGACAAGUCAAAGAGGAGAUAUCUGAUUUGUGUGUGUGUGAGUGUGUGUGUGUGUGUGUGUGUGUGUGUGUGUGUGUGUGUGUGUGUGUGUGUGUGUGUGUGUGUGUGUCUCAUGUGAGGAAGAGAGACCAUCUGACACCAUUUGCUUUAAUAGAGUACCAAAAUGGGCGGUGUAUCCCAAUUACAAAAGUUAAAGGUUAAGUUUUUCUCAACUUGAGAAUGGGGAAGCACAUGAUUGAAGGAAUGUGGCGGAAAGAAAAAUGUAUCACCCCAAAUAAUAUUUUCCCUAAAGAAUCACAACUAUUUUUUUUAUACUUUCACCUCUUUGAUUGAAUUCAACAAAUAAGGUCAACAAAGACAAAUUAUUCUACAACAAGAGAAGAAAACACAACUUAUGAUUCACCCAAAUUCUACUCAUUAAUCACAAUUUUCUCUGGAUGUUUUUACUGCAAUGCUCCUGGGGUGUUGAUGGCUUUUUUUUCCUACCAUCAAACUUUUAUGUUCACCAAAGCCGUGAAAGGGUUCCAACCAUUAUCGAACAUUAUCAAUGCAAAAAACCAAUGGGGCUUUUACUUUGUAAAGUGUUUCUCACACUUUGCUGCUCUCUGGCAAGCUUCCUCUCACAUGAGUAGAACCGCAACAAGCAGCCCCAAGUAACAGACCAUAAUAUCUACCAGGUCAGGUGUAUUUAUUUUAAUCUGGCACAUGUGAAAUAAUGUCAGAAAUACGUUCUUAGUAUUUCAGCGUUUUGCUUCCAGCUCACUGGAAGCUUUACUUAAUUAUUGUACAUUUUUGGAUCAGAUUUUAGUUGUACAUUUAUUUUCCUUUCAGCCUGUUUGUUGUUGUUUGUCAGACUGCUUGCAUUUGUGAUUAUCAUUUUCUCUGAUCAAAUAAUUGUGUAUGAGAUUAAAUACAUGAAAUAACUCAUGUUUUAAUGUGUGUGUGUGUGAGACGAGAGCGAAAUCUUGAUUGACAGGACAGCUGUGUCCUGACAUGAAACUGUAAACACGCCUCUGAACCUGCCUGAGCUGACUGCGAGUAAAAAAGCGUGUUUCCUCUGGAAUAAAUAAUAUUUAACGUUAAA